AUGUCUUUGUCUGACGACGGGCCUUCACUCGUAACGUGCAAGUUAUACUUGUACUUCAGCUUGUUGUAUGUCCUCGGUCUUUGUGAAAUACGCUCUUGUCUGAAAAUCGGUUAUUUCCCCUUAAUUCGUCUUUGCCGGUACUUAUUUUGGUAUAUGAAAUUCUCGAAACUAUUUUAUGAUUAUCAUACAAUAAAUUCUUUCAUCAAGCUUAAGUGGAUAUCAUUUAAUAUCCAGACAUUAAUGAUUUUAUUUUAGAUGUUGGUCUUCCUGAUUCUUUUUCUGAUUUCGACUUCAUUGGAACAGGGUAAGAUACAUCGUGAAUGUGAAUCAGUAUCCGCAUGUUUAGUAAAUAUAGGAAGGAUUAUUUUCUCUUUUAUAUUUAUCAGAACAGCAGGAAAUAAAUUCUUUGUUUUCAAGUUAAUCAUUAUUCGACGACAAAACACUGUUUGCUUAAUAAAUUAUACGCGCACCAUUAAAUUCCUAAAAGGCUGAAAAACUUGUUGACCUAAAGAGUAUAAAGUAUAUCAAUUAUUAAAGCAAUUAUUUUCCUUUGCUUUUGAACACAUGCACGCUUUACGCUUAUAUGCAGGUAUGCAUGCGCCUUUCGCAAUGACAGCAUUGAAUUUGAUCUGAACACGUUCCAAAGCUAAGUGUGAUAUUCUAUUUAGCAAUAUUUUGGAAAAAAACUUUUUAUUAAGAGAUUUUAGCCAAUAGACUUCGUGAUAUUUGCUGUGGACCGCGUAGUUCAGUUGGCAGAGCAUUGGGCUAGUAUUCCAAAGGUCGUAGGUUCGAAUCCCACCGUGGCCAGGCAUAUUUUUCAAGCCUGCCCGGUGUGGAUAUACACUCAGAGUAACAUCACACAAGCAUUUAGACUUCGUUUGGACAUUUGUACCCACUUUUUCCGAAGAUGAUAUUCUUACUCAGGAGAAUUACGUUAAUCCGUGCAUAAUUUUGCACUGCAUGUUCUACACAGUUUACGUUUGUCAAAACUCUUCAUUAGUGCCAAAAAAUGCCAAAGAAUUAUUUCUAUAAAAGCCGUUCGGACGUAUUUGUUAAAUUAAAAUACUUUUAAAAUGUCAUAAUUUUGAAAAAUAACAUUUGCUAAAUUGUACAAAAACCAAGCAAACUUUAUUCAGACAGCAAAAUGUUGCUUAAUUUAUUAAUACAGCAAGUAUUUUCCAUACAGUGAAAUACACGUAUAUAUUAUUUAACUUAUUUACACUAUUAAACCAGAAUUAAAACAAAAUGUCCUCAGUAAUAUAGAAACAAGUCCUUAAUAUAAAAACCAUUCCAAAAAACAACAAUAUUGACAAGUUAAGAAAGUCAUUGGAACACAAAUAUGUAAAACACAUAACAAACGACACGACGCAUACAUAUCAAGUUAAAAAGUCAUUAGAACACAAAUACACAUGGUGUAUGAGUGGAGGAGCCCCUAAGAUCAUAUUCUGUUAUGUUAUGUUAUGUUAUGUUAUGUUAUGUUAUGUUAUGUUAUGUUAUGUUAUGUUAUGUUAUGUUGUGUUGUGUUGUGUUGUGUUUUGUUGUGUUGUGUUGUGUUAUGUUACCAAAUCGCACCCGUUGCCCUCAGCAACGUUCCGUUAUCACUGGCUACUUGACUACCACAAGACGUGCACGAAGUUCAGUCUCGGCCACCCCUUUGCGAUCUCAACCAAAGUCAAGGAUUUCAUUUUUAUGUUUUUUUUUUAUCUUUUGAAUCUAAAUAAAAUGGUACGUUGGCGUAAAUGGAAAGCUACAUUGCAACACGCCAUGAUAGUCUGCGAGCAGGCACCCCAGAUCGACACGCAAGAUUCCUAGACUAACUUGGUUCAUACUUUAAUUGAUAGCUCGGUUCUAUUAUUGUUCUCCCUGGAGAUCGAGUAUCGCCCAUUCCGCCUGGCGCAUACGAUAGAUACUUGCUGAGGUAACUGCCUCGUGUGGCGACUACUUCAACAUGUUUCUCGUGUGCGGAUAGUUUUCGUAAGGAUUUAACCUCUCGAGGCCUUGAGGAAAAUAUCUGGAGAGGAAAAGAUCUCAACGUCUGCAGAUGUUGUGAACCUAGUUUAGUGCUGAGCUGCUUAAAUUAAGUAGCCAAUGAGAACCCACAGUUUCUAGAUAUGACGUUGGUCAAAAUGGCGACAAUGGAGGGAAAUGCAAACGAUCUUAUCAACGAUGUUGCUGUUGAUCAGUAGUUUUCUCAACGUGCGUGCAUGGUGAAAAUGCAUAGCUGCAGGGCUAACGGCUAUGCAUUUCGAGGUGGUUAACUCAGCAAGUUUUUCUCGUGUGCGACGGGCUUUAAACGUCUAUUGUUAUUACAGGAAGAGAUUUUAACUAAACUAACUUUAUUUGUAUCGAAUGGCUCUGUAUCAGUUCCGCGCUGUUCUCCGCAGAGAUCUAGUAAGCGCCAUCCCUAGUUGAUCCCAGGUUAUUGCAGGAGAAAAAGCGCCAUCCCGAAUUGAUGGCAGGUUACUACAGGAGAAAACCUGAGAUAUUUGAGACUAACUGGAAACACUCUCCGCGAAUGCAAUGGAGGAACUUUUAGCCAAUUCAGAGUUUGCACUGCGCAUGACGUAGUCUGUGUUGUGAUAAAUUGCAGUUGAAUCGUAACAUAUGCAUGUGGUUGAGACUGGAAGAUGGGCCAGGUCAAUCAUUAUUUGUGUUUCACUGGUAAUCAUAUUUUGUCUUCUGUGUAAAGCAAAAGAAAGAAAGAAAGGUUUACCUAACUAAUUGUUCUUUUGAGCAACUUUUGCAUAUCCAAAUGAUAAUUGAACAGUUGAAUAUUUUGACAUGCAUAUUCGUAUUCUUCCUGUCUUAGCUUCAUGUUAUAGUUAAACAGCAAGUUAUCGCGCGCAUCAUUUCAAUGCGCAGUGCAGACUAGGAAUUUGCUGAUAAUCAGAGUAUUGGACUAUUGCGGGACAAUAUUCACACCUCAGUCACAAACCACAUGCCAUAAGCACUGGGCUACCAACAUAGCCCCUGACACCUAUGCGCCUUUUGUAUAAUUCCUAGUGAAGAAUCUAUAUUCUUGAUUUUCUCAGAUGAUUUCAAAACGAAACGAAUACCUGAUAUUCUGUAUGAUCAACUAAAUAUCAAAGACAAGGAACUCUUGAACAAAUUAAAGAAAUAUGAAAUUGUCCAUCCCGAAGAUGCAACACCUAUUGCCAAUGAAUUCCCAGAUUUUUAUAGCCAGGUAAAUAAUUUUUUCUGUGGCUGCGUGUUAUUCUUUUUUUCAUGUCAUGGUUCACUUAAAUUUGGUCUGCUUUGUUAUCAAUAUUUCAUAAUUCAAGAAAAAAGGAAUUAUGAAAGGAAUAUGUUUUGCAGGAUGAGGCGGUUGAGAGAAGUAUAUCUUUCCUGCAAAAUGGGAAGAACGUAGUCCUUGAUCUUGUUCCAAACAGGUUUGACAUCUUAUUUCUUUAGUGAACUACUAAAAUGCUUAAUAUUAACUGGAUACUGACCAGUGCAGCAGCUGGCCAUAAUAGAUCAGUUAGAUCCCGUUUGUACCGAAUUGAAAAUAUUUCAUGCUAUUUACAGAAACUUGGUGUCACCUCGAUAUAAGGAGAGAUAUUACCUUCCCGAUGGAAACGCUGUUUUGAGAAAGGUUUGCUAAAAGGCUAUAAAUUCAUAAUGUGAGUGAAUUGGGUGGCAUCAGGUUUAUAAUAUUCUUGGCCUUAAUUUCUUCCUGUAGCGAACACACAACUGUUUUUUCCAUGGUCAUGUAAGGAGUGAAGAGAAUUCAAAUCUUGCUUUGACCACAUGUGAAGGUUUUCAGUAAGUUGAUAUUUGUACUACUCAGGGCCGCCCAGAUGGGGGGGGGGGCAAAGAUGGUAAUUUUCCCCGGGCCCCAGGCUUAAGAGGGCCCCCAAAAGGGAAUUUUAGGGACUGGAACAAGUCCCCAGUACCUUCCAAGAGGGUAUUUUGCCCCGGGCCCCCAAAAAGCUCUGGGCGGCCCUGCUUGGACUGGAUACUUCUGUCGGUUCUAAACUGUUCUCUCUAUAGAGAAGUCAUCAUUGAAGUCAUCACUUAUUGGUCCAGUUUUACUACAGGGAAGAACCUAAACUAAGUUAACUUUAUUUAUACUGGAUAGCACUAACAUUUCUAAGCUGUUCUCCCUAGAAGCCUAGUAAGAGUCGCCCUUUAUUGAUCCAGUGUUACUAAAGGAAGGAACCCAUUAAACUAACUUAUUUUAUACUGGCUAGCUCUAACAGUUGUGAGCCCUUAUCUGUGGUUUGUUUUCAUAGUGGUUACUUCAGAAGAAAUGACGAGGCUUUCUUCAUUCAGCCAUUGUUUGACCAAGAUCAAAAGGUAUAAAUUUCAUGUUUGCCAUGCACCACGCCCAAUAUUCACUGUACUGUUUCGUCAUUUUACUCUUACUGUAAUGUGGUAGCUAAUUGUAUUUGAUGUGGAAAAUUAUUGAUCAUUUGUAAUUUUUUAGGGAGUCGCCCACGUCAUCUAUAGUCCCAAUGAUAUUAUUGGAGAGAAAUUUCAAUGUCGUAAGUUAAAAGAUAUAUAUAAAAACUCAAAGUUAAAAGAUAUAUCUAAAAACUUUAAAAAAGUUAUUUUUAGAAGGUCAUUAAUAAUUCAUGAGGGAAAGACAAAUGAAAUCAUUACCUUGUCGAUGGUUUUAUAUGUGAUUAAAAAAUCAUGUUCAUUUACAUCAACUUUAGCUUUGAUUUUUUCGGCAUAGACAACGUUUAUUUUUAAAAUUACUUCGCCAAUGAACUCUUUAGAUGGCUCGUUUUUUAAGCCAUUUAAAACAUUAGUCCGCUAGAACUGCAUAUUAUUAUUGUAUAAUCUUCUGUAUUUGUAUAGUUUUCUCAGGGACCUUCUGAAAAACACAACUUGUGAUGUUGGUUUUCCUGAAUAAAUACUAUUAUCAAUCAAUCAAUCAAUCAAUCAAUCAAUCAAUCAAUCAAUCAAUCAAUCAAUCAAUCAAUCAAUCAACUGUUGGUGCUAUCCAGUUAUAAUAUUCUAUUUUCCUAUUUAGUCUAA
Paramuricea clavata is the source of this 4983-nucleotide messenger RNA. The record is from the annotation of a GenBank genome assembly. NCBI's taxonomy places the organism in Eukaryota, Metazoa, Cnidaria, Anthozoa, Malacalcyonacea, Plexauridae.